This is a messenger RNA of Talpa occidentalis (Iberian mole), 877 nucleotides long. Its product is annotated as platelet basic protein-like. Lineage: Eukaryota; Metazoa; Chordata; Mammalia; Eulipotyphla; Talpidae. Gene Ontology annotation, biological process: antimicrobial humoral immune response mediated by antimicrobial peptide; neutrophil chemotaxis; inflammatory response. Gene Ontology annotation, molecular function: CXCR chemokine receptor binding; chemokine activity. The record is from RefSeq and is a predicted model, not a curated record. The transcript has 4 exons. Gene Ontology annotation, cellular component: extracellular region. The coding region runs from base 1 to 417 and encodes 138 amino acids.
AUGCCGGCAGCCAUUCACCCUGGCGCUGAGGUCUCCCGGCUGUGGGACCAACCUGUGCUCAGUCUUCCCUUAACGCUCACCUUCUCUUAUUCCAGGGCCAGCCCAUCCUGUGUGCUACAGAUGUUGCUGCUGUUGUCACUGCUCCUGACCUCGCUGGUCCCCUCCACCAUGGGAAAAACUAACAGUGUGGAUGGCGACUUGUUCUUAGAACUUCGCUGCAUGUGCUUGAGGACCAUCUCUGCCAUUCGCCCCAAUAACAUCCAAAAUUUGGAGGUGAUCAAGGCCGGACCCCACUGUGCCAAAGUGGAAGUGAUAGCCACACUAAAAAAUGGAAAUAAACUCUGCCUGGACCCUGAGUCUCCCAGAAUCAAGAAAAUAAUGCAGAAAAUUUUGAAAGGUGAUGGGUCAGAUGCUUAAUCUACUCACUUUCUGUCAACUUUUUAACCAUUUCCCAGGAAGAGCAAGAUAUUGAAGCUUUGAUUUGCUAGAGUUCUUACCUGUUCAGAUCACCUAGUCAUACGAUAUUAAACUUUGGAUAUGUUUAUAAUUCUGUCUCAAAUAGUCACAUUUUAUUCUGAGAAGGCUGGUUGAUAGAUGACAGAGAAAAGAAGAAAGUAAGAAAACCUAGUUUCAAACUAUAAUAUGUGGUUUACUCCCUAACUCUUGGCUAAACAUUGUAUUAUUUAUUAAAAAAAUCUUUUCCUAUCACAUUCAUGUUAACUUCUUUUGUUCUGCUUUACUACUAGCCUAGACAUGCUCUUGAUGGUUAGUAGAUUCUAUAACAAUCAGUGAUAUUAGCAGCCCAGUAUAAAGCACCAGUUCACAAAUAUUUAUUAAUAUAUUUAGGAAUUUAAUGAGAGUUUUUCAUUGUCCUAGU